AUGGGACCAAAACCUAAGAGUUAACAAAAAGAUAAGCAGUCUUCCUCUUUUAAGGCUAUUGACGAUUUCCUUGAGAAGUCAAGUUCUCCUGCAGAUGUUCAACUUACUCAAUAGCAUCUUGAAACCCAAUUGAAGCAAAUCAAAGAGAAGUAUUUCGAAUAGUUUUCAGCCACUACUCUGCAGAAAAAUGUCUAGCAUUUAAAUAAUCUAAGAACUUUGACUCUAGUUUUCGGAGGAAUGGCAGCAGGAAUAUAUGGAUUUGAUGGAUUAUAAGGAAUGUUGUUUUAUCUCGCUAUGAUUCUAUUUGUUUCAGUAGUAAUAGGCGCAAGAAUGGGCUUUAAAGGACAGCCAUACUUCACUGAUCUAUCUCAAGCAUGUACUACAGGAAUGUUCAGUAAUAUCUUGACUUACUUGCUUAUGUGGGUUAUGUUCCAUAAUUUGGUAUAUGUUCUCUGA
This is a messenger RNA of Stylonychia lemnae, 456 nucleotides long. NCBI's taxonomy places the organism in Eukaryota, Ciliophora, Spirotrichea, Sporadotrichida, Oxytrichidae. The record is from the annotation of a GenBank genome assembly.